Vicia faba (fava bean) is the source of this 1554-nucleotide messenger RNA. NCBI's taxonomy places the organism in Eukaryota, Viridiplantae, Streptophyta, Magnoliopsida, Fabales, Fabaceae. The record is from the annotation of a GenBank genome assembly.
AUGAAAAGGAAGGGUGCUUUAGUUAAGUUUAACCCGGUUGAUUCCCAUUUGAGUGGGAAUUUGAAAAGUCCGGAUCCUGAUGACAAAAGAAUAAGGUUAGAAAGGCGAUGGAGGAGACGGGAGACCAUGGUUGAUAGUUUGAAGCACAAUCGUGUCGCUAGUGCUUCAAAGACGGAUUUGAAGAUUUGUGGAAGUACCGAUGUUUUAAUAGAUAAAAAUGAUCAUACGUUAGAUGGUGAAACAGAUGAUGAUUGGAAAACAUUUUUGGCUACAUAUACUAGUGAUGAUGAUGAUGAUGAUGAUGAUGAUGAUGAUGAUGAUGAUGAUGAUGAUGAUGAUGAUGAUGAUGAUGAUAAUGAUGAUGAUGAAAUGAAUGAAGAUUAUAGGUCCUUUUUGGCUACAUAUAAUUCUGAGAUUGAAUAUGAUUGUGCUAGUGAUCAUAGUGGUGGUUCAAACAUUGGCAAUGAUGAAACAGAUGCAGAAUACAUAUCCUUUUUAGCUACAUAUGAUCCUGAUGUUGAUGUUGAAAAUGAAAGUGCUGGUAAUCAAAGUGGUGGUUCAAACAUUGGUAGUGAUGAAAUGGAUGCAGAAUACAUAUCCUUUUUAGCUACAUAUGAUCCUAAUGUUGAAAAUGACAGUGCUGGUAAUCAAAGUGGUGGUUCAAAUAUUGGCAAUGAUGAAACAGAUGCAGAAUACAUAUCCUUUUUAGCUACGUAUGAUCCUGAUGUUGAAAAUGACUUUGUUGGUAAUCAAAGUGGUGGUUCAAAUGUUGACAUCAACUUUGGCAACAGCAUUGUCAAAGAGGAAAUAGAAGAAGGCUACAAUUGUUUUUCAAAUCAAUUUGUUUCUGAUUAUGUUAGCAACGGGGUUCAUGUUGAUGAAUAUGAUCGGUUACUAAGAAAAAGUUUUUGUGUUGGGCAAAAUUCACUAGUUUCUGAACAAGAUACUCCUGAAGUGCAAUGUGUUGAUGAAGAUUAUGAACGAUUCCUUAAUUCUGGGUGGACUAGUGUUGAUGGCGAUUUUGUGUAUGGUUGCGAUAAGAAUACCAAAAACACAUCCAAUGUGGAGAAUGAGAGUAGUUCCUCUGAUUCAGAUGUAAUUGUUUUGGAAUCAUAUCCAAACUGUGAAAACACCCCUUUUGUAUCUUCAAAGGCAUAUGAUUCAUCUUGUUUUGGAGAAGAAAUGCACCCCAAAGACAACAUGCAAGUGACUUCUUUUCAUCAUUCUCAAUUUCGGAAAAGACUUAUGGAAUAUCUUGAUAGGCCUUAUGACUGUGAAGAAUAUAAGUCUCUUCUUGCUAAAGCAAAUGAACGGAGGAAAAAGGAACGUCAUUUAGGAACACGGCGGGGGGCGAUUGAGUCAUAUCACUAUGGAGGUGUCACCAAAUCGUAUCUUGACUCGCAUCCUGAUUUUGCCAAAGCUAUUGCCACAGAGUCCAAGGAAAAUCGUAUUUUAUUCCUCUUGCGUGGAUUCUUUUUCUGGAUACAAAAUGCAGAAGGAAAAUUUCAGCCUUGGCUUGACGAAUUAUGUUUGGAGAAGAUGCGAAGAAUGUAA